AUGAAGCAAGGUUUCGCAAAAAUAAAGGUCAUAGAAGACCCUGCACUUCCGAUGAAUUUCAUUGCAACUGUCGACAAUCACGGGAAUGCACUGACGGAGAAAGUUCUACGGACCCCUUUAAACUUGCUCGACAAAGAUGAGAAAAUCGCACUGGCAGAGAGCAUUGGCGUAGGUAACAGUUGUUGCUCCACUGACGGUAGUGUGGAUAAUCAGUGGGCAAUGACAAAGGAUGAAAAGGCGACAUCCAUGCUUGAGGAACAAAUGGAUACCGUGUGGAAUUUUGUGGCCCAAAAUAACGAUUUCAUUGAAUAUUCGCAAUCUCUCAGAAGUUGA
Molecule: messenger RNA, 333 nt
Organism: Ostertagia ostertagi
Lineage: Eukaryota; Metazoa; Nematoda; Chromadorea; Rhabditida; Trichostrongylidae
Source: the annotation of a GenBank genome assembly